Messenger RNA from Gopherus evgoodei (Goodes thornscrub tortoise), 916 nucleotides. RefSeq names its product FEV transcription factor, ETS family member (gene FEV). The transcript has 4 exons. Gene Ontology annotation, molecular function: DNA-binding transcription factor activity, RNA polymerase II-specific; sequence-specific DNA binding. The record is from RefSeq and is a predicted model, not a curated record. The coding region runs from base 1 to 891 and encodes 296 amino acids. Gene Ontology annotation, biological process: cell differentiation; regulation of transcription by RNA polymerase II. Gene Ontology annotation, cellular component: nucleus. NCBI's taxonomy places the organism in Eukaryota, Metazoa, Chordata, Testudines, Testudinidae.
AUGAGUGUGACAGGGCGGGUUAUCCCCCAGCAGCGGCGCCCUGAUCAGCGGGGCCGGAAUAAUAAACCAUGCAGCCCGCGGGCCGCUCCCAGAGCUGCCAUGAGACACGGUGCCGGAGCCCAGCCGCUGCUGCUCAACAUGUACCUGCCAGCCCCAGCGGGGGGGAAGCGGCCGCCGGCGCGCAGGGGGCUGGGGACCCGGCAGCGCUUUAAAAGCCUCCCAGCGGGCGCUGGGGAGCGGCAAAGCGACUCCGGAGCGGGCUGGGACCUGGCCCCGUGCGAACGCGUCUCUGUCUCCGCCCCAGAUCCAGUUGGAGAGACUCUGUUCAAGGAGGGGAAGAGCCAGGCGUGGGGCUCGCUCAGCCCUGGCGUGCAGAAAGGCAGUGGGCAGAUCCAGCUGUGGCAGUUCCUCCUGGAGCUCCUGUCGGACCGCGCCAACCUGAGCUGCAUUGCCUGGGAGGGCACCAAUGGGGAGUUCAAGCUGAUCGACCCGGACGAGGUGGCCCGGCGCUGGGGCGAGCGCAAGAGCAAACCCAACAUGAACUACGACAAGCUGAGCCGGGCCCUGCGCUACUACUAUGACAAGAACAUCAUGACCAAGGUGCACGGGAAGCGUUACGCCUACAAGUUCGACUUCCAGGGCCUGGCGCAGGUCUGCCAGCCCGCCACCCCCGACCACGCCAUCUACAAGUUCCAGGGCAACCUGGCGCCCCUGCCCUUCUCGGGGAUCUCCAAACUCAACCUCAUGGCCUCGGGGGUGACGCCCACCAGCUUCUCCUACUGGCCGGGGUCCACCCCCACCCUCUACCCCGGCCACAGCCUGCAGCCCUCCGCCCCCUUCAGUGCCAUGGCUGCCUCCCACAUCAACAACAUGAAUAACCACUACCAUUAGAGCCCGCCCCGGGGCGUGCCAGGUG